AUGAAUUUGACGUUGAAGAAUGUUAUUCAAACGUCUGAUAGAGGUGAUUCUUUCAUGAGCAUUCCUGAAAUUUAUAUUAGAGGUAAUCACAUCAAGUACUUGAGGUUGCCGGAAGAGGUAAGUAAAUUUUGA
Priceomyces carsonii is the source of this 132-nucleotide messenger RNA. RefSeq names its product U6 snRNA complex subunit. Bases 1 to 132 code for a protein of 43 amino acids. The transcript has a single exon. Lineage: Eukaryota; Fungi; Ascomycota; Pichiomycetes; Serinales; Debaryomycetaceae. The record is from RefSeq and is a predicted model, not a curated record.